Molecule: messenger RNA, 633 nt
Organism: Venustampulla echinocandica
Lineage: Eukaryota; Fungi; Ascomycota; Leotiomycetes; Helotiales; Pleuroascaceae
Exons: 2
Coding region: 1-633 (210 amino acids)
Biological process (GO): protein transport; vesicle-mediated transport
Cellular component (GO): intracellular membrane-bounded organelle
Source: RefSeq, a predicted model, not a curated record
AUGAUCAGCGCCGUUCUCGUAUUCAAUAACUCCGGACAGCCCCGGCUGACAAAAUUCUACACUCAACUGGUACCUUUCCCUCUCUUCGUCCCCGUCCUCUUCCCCCACCAUCAGUUAAAGCUAGGCUCCUACGACGACAUCAGCGACACAGCCGUCCAGCAGCGCCUCAUCUCAGAAAUAUUCUCUCUCGUCUCCAACCGUCCCUCAGGAUCCUGCAACUUCCUCCCUCUCCCACCUCUACUCGCCAGCUCCGGCACCUCCCAUACCCCCUCCUCCGAACACAAUGACACGCCUUCCCUCGUAACAUACCGCCACUACGCAACCCUCUACUUCAUAAUAAUCUCUACGUCUACUGAAUCGCCUCUAGCCCUCAUCGAUCUCAUACAAGUCUAUGUAGAGGCGCUGGAUCGCCUGUUCGAGAAUGUAUGCGAGCUGGAUUUGAUAUUCAAUUUUGAGACGCUCCAUGCUGCGCUGAGUGAGAUGAUUGUUGGGGGUGUGGUCAUUGAGACACAGCUUGAUCGGGUAGUGGAAGGGGUAAAAGCCCAGGGGAAGGUUGCGAAGCGGCCGGUCAAUGAGGGAAGGGGCGCGGGUCCUUUAGGGAUGGGUGGGAAUUUUGCUUGGCCUGGCCGGUGA